AUGAGAACAUGAGUGAGAAUAAGAGGCGCAAUUGUUAUGAUUUUAGACAUGAUCAUAAAAGAGGAGUGACCAGUGAAAAGGGACACAACUUUGGUGAUCUUUACGAUAAAUUUUAACUUCGUCUCUUCCUACUCAGACUGUCAAGUGGCUGUCUAGUGUGGGUUUGUUGGACGGUAUCAGUAUUAGCAGUGUUGAGGUCCCGUAAGACUUAAGUUUGUGCCAUUGGUCGUGCCUCAACAAAACAAGCUAACGUCAACAUAGCAUUGUGGUUUAACUCAGAGAUACCAACCAAGAUGCCGCUGUUCUUUAGGAAGAAGAAACCCAGCGAGGAAGCCAAAAAGAGGUUGGAGUAUCUGCUCUGUCGGUCCAAGGAGGCAGGUGCUGAUGACAUUUUAGACAUAUCUUCUUGUGAGCUUUCAGAGAUUCCUUCCAGUGUUUUUUCAAAUUGUAAGCACUUUCAGAAAAAGGUCUUGAUAGUUCACAGCAAUGAAAUAAAGUCUUUGGUUCCGAAAGGUUGUGAACUCACUAAUUUAGUCACUCUUAAGGUAUUAGACCUGCAUGAAAAUAGACUUACAUCCCUCCCUGAUGAUAUUGGAAAAUUAACAUCUUUGCAGAUCCUAAAUCUGGAAAAGAACCUUUUAAAGAUGCUGCCAGACUCAAUUGGGGAGCUACGGUUCCUGCAGACACUAAAUUUGAAGGGUAAUGAGCUCAGUGAACUACCCUCCUCAAUGGGCUCUCUGAGCAGCCUCCGCACUUUGGAUGUGAGCGACAAUCACAUCGCCCAACUGCCCAAAACUCUAGCCCUUAUACGAACUUUAGAGAGCUUUACUCUUGAUGCUGCUAAGAUGAUUUACCCGCCUGACACUGUGUGCACAGAGGGAACAGAGUGCAUUCAGCGCUUCCUCUGCUCUGAGCUGGGAGUGGAGUACUGCCCCCCUUCACAGUACCUCCUGCCGGUGCUGGAGAAUGACUCUGUCAGAGACAAUACAGACUGUUUGGAUGGCCAAGAGGAGGCCUGGCAGACCAAAUUUAGCGACUAUGAGAAGAGAAAGGAGCAGAAGCACCAGGAGAGGCUGGCCUUUGAGCAGCAUUUGGAAGAAAAACACAGGGAGCACACUCAGCUUUUAUUACUGAACAAUUCUCUCAAAGAAAACAUUCUCAACUCUGUACGGCAGGAGCAAGAGAAAAUCGAUGAAGGCCUCACUCAGCAGCAGAGGGCUCAGGAGGCAGAGCGGCUCCUGGUGCUGGAGAAGGUACGGCAAGUGGAGGAUGACAUCACCAGCCGCAUUGACAGUAUGCUCAUGGACAACAAUCGACAAAAGAAGAGCGCAGAGUUUCUCCAAGCCUUAGAAGAGGAUCGGAUUCGAAUGGAGCAUCUUACUGCUAUCACACAGGAGGAAGCCAAUUCAUUGAGGAAGAGGGAGGUGGCAGCGGCUAUGCAGAAGAUGCUUUCAGACAGCUGUGCUGUGCGCCUCCUGCAGAAAGAAAGUGACUAUCGAAGGCAGAAUCUUGUCUCUGAGGCUUAUAGGAGUAUGGAAACAAUGGACCGAAGGUUUGACAAAAUGUUGUCCCUGCAAGUUUUGGACAAAUCUAAAGCCAUCGCACAAAUAUUGCAAGAGGAAGAGAUGCAAAAAGCUGCAUUUCAAGCCUUACAGUUGCAAAAAGACAGCGUACAUGGCUACAUACGUAACCAGAUCACACUCAUCGAGGCAGAGUUAAUGCAGCUGACAAAACUGGAGGUUAAAAGACGUAAUCUGGAUGCUGAAAAUUUACAGGUUGUCUUGGUGCAGCAGCGUGAAGCUCUUGGCGACUUACUACAGCAACUUCUUAAACAAAGAGAUCAAAGAGAGCAGGAACUACGCCAGAUUCUGAUGGAGCUUGAGCAGAAGUGUGAGUCCAGUCAGCAGAACUAUUGGAUGAUUCAGUAUCAGCGACUUCUAGAUGCCAAACCUAUAUCUCUUCGGAUGCAGGAAGCUGGCGUGGAGAUAGAGCUAGUGAAUCUCUUAUGCAGACUGUCAGUUCAACAUUAUCUGCCGAUUCUGGCUCAUCAUAAGAUAACUACUAAGGCCCUUCGACAAAUGACUCCUGCUGACCUCAAGAAGCUUGGAAUUAAUGAAGUGGGUAUUCAGAAAGCACUUUUAAAAUGGGCUCAAGAAGAUGGGUCUCAAGGGGCCUGUAAAGCAGAAGAGGAUGAAGCAGGACCAUCCUCUGGUCGUUCUGUACCCUCCCCUGUCCUCUCAAAUAUAUCUCCCAUUCAUUAUCCCAGUCCACCUCUCACCCCGGGCACCCCUGUCACGCCCUCUGCCCCAAGUCCUGUGGAUGGGCCAGGGAGCUCCGAGUGUGUUGUCUGCAUGGAAACUGGGUCUCAGGUCAUCUUCCUGCCUUGUGGACAUGUGUGCUGCUGUCAGGUGUGCAGUGAUGCUCUGCAGAACUGCCCCAUGUGUCGCGCCACUAUUUCUCAGAGGAUUCGUCUUUUCCACAGUUAAAACAGACUCCACUCCUCUACUCCUGUUUAGCUGGUGACUGCUGUUCUGAGCUAAAAUGGCAUGAAGUUCUACUUCAAUAUCACUGUCAUCUAUUUUUAUUUUUAUUUGUAAGAUAUUUUAGAGCCUCUUUUAAAUGAGUCUGUUUUACAAAAUUCCUUCAGUGAGUGCCUUUUCUUAAAGUCAGUUUUACUAGUGCUCACCAAAGUGCAGUCGUAACACCGCUGUCAUAACAUUCUAUGAUAUUGUACCUUUUUGUUUUAAGCUUGCUGUUCUCAGACUGCCAUUGGUAUAAUAUGGCUAAUGUACAUAAUAUAUAACUAAACUCAGAUAAAUGUGCAAUCAUAUACUGUGAUUAUAUAAAAUCAUUUGCAUUUCAUAUCCUUUAUUGUAUAUUGUAUUCAGAUUCAGACAUUAUUAAUUCCACCAGGGGCAUAUAGUUUGAGCAGUAAGAUAUCAUCAUAAAUGUUCACUUACAUUUACAUGUGUAGGAGUUACAGCCAUAAGAGAGAAAUGUAUGAAUAAGAUAUAAACUCACUAGUAUCUUAUUAGUAUUUUACAGUAUUUAUCUUUCAUAUUUUCUGCUUCUGUAUUUUCUGUCAUUUAACUGCAUGUUUCAGUCUGUGUCUGUAUGUCAACUAACACAAGUUGGAAUGCAAAAGUGCUCUUAAAUUUAACUAUAAUAUGCAUAGAAUUAUGACUGUACAUGAGCCUCUUCAGUGUCAUUAAAACAUUAUUAAAUUCGCACAUGCACUGAUA
Molecule: messenger RNA, 3242 nt
Organism: Boleophthalmus pectinirostris (great blue-spotted mudskipper)
Lineage: Eukaryota; Metazoa; Chordata; Actinopteri; Gobiiformes; Gobiidae
Gene: lrsam1
Product: leucine rich repeat and sterile alpha motif containing 1
Exons: 26
Coding region: 294-2486 (730 amino acids)
Molecular function (GO): protein binding
Source: RefSeq, a predicted model, not a curated record